This is a messenger RNA of Anguilla rostrata (American eel), 9835 nucleotides long. RefSeq names its product tau-tubulin kinase 1-like. The record is from RefSeq and is a predicted model, not a curated record. Gene Ontology annotation, cellular component: cytoplasm; nucleus. The coding region runs from base 6345 to 8534 and encodes 729 amino acids. Lineage: Eukaryota; Metazoa; Chordata; Actinopteri; Anguilliformes; Anguillidae. Gene Ontology annotation, biological process: peptidyl-serine phosphorylation; signal transduction; peptidyl-tyrosine phosphorylation. The transcript is spliced from 14 exons. Gene Ontology annotation, molecular function: protein serine/threonine kinase activity; ATP binding.
AUCAUAUCAUUCGCUUUUCAGUGGAUUGGCACACUUACUAUUGUAGUUUCACUGGCUGGCUGACAAUAAUAAAUGGCCGUAUGGGUGUGUAUCAAACGAUGUCUUGCCAAAAACGACAGGAACUAGUUAACAUACAAGCAGAGAAAUGACGUCCUCAAAACGCACUAUGUUAACCAAAAAAUAAAUGGCAAUAGCACGAUAACAGACAAUUAAUUUAAAAAGACAACGCAUGCCUUUUGAGUGGCUAUAGCUUGUCAUUGUAGGAAAUGUAGUCUUUAUUGUAAAAAGGUGAACAUUGAACUUAUUCUUCUACGUGCUGAACGACUUAUCCCAAUGUGCCCUAACACGCCGUGAUCAAAGAAUAUGUGUUUUUAUUUAUUUAUGCUGAGCUAUAUUAUUUACGAGGAUCAACUCUGCGCCGGCUCACCUACGUGUUAUAGCUCGCGUGCUUCCACACCCUAUAAUAUAAUUUCUAUUUAUGAAUCGGAGUGGUUCUUCUCAGCUUUAAUCCUCGUGGUGCACACGGUAUAAAUUUGCUCCAAUGAGCGAAUGUCUUUUCAGAGGAAUGUCGAUUUUCCGGGCGAAUCUCUUCAUUUUCAGAGGGCGGGGGGAAAAUAAAGACGUUCAUUGGACCCGGAUUUGGGAAAGGUGGGCCCAAUUGUGCUUGGGGGCAUGGAUGGAUGCUAUUUCUUUAGAAGCCAGUGCACUCGUGCGCCGCCUGUCGCGAGGAUGUUGGCAUCUGCGGUGUGCUGAGCAGAAGCUCGCGCUGCAGUGCGGACAGUAGGAGGCGGGGGAAGCAGUUUGGAGGAGGGUUCUCGUCAUGCAAAAUAUGACCAAAUAUAUUGGGAACGCCAAACAUAUCUUGUAGACUGUAACGGUGUAAGCUAUUUAAAUUAAUUGUGGUUCAAUUACAGAAUUAAGCAAUUCAGUAGCUAUAGUCUAAGGAAACUUCAUGUCAGUCUUUUUAAAAUGUCAAAACAUGUAUGUACCAAGCUCGUGUGCUCGAAAAAACUCGAGUUUUUAUUUGUGACUGUUAUGUAGAAAGACAACGUGUUGUAACAAUAUAUUUUAUCUAAGCAGUAGGCUACUGUAACAAUGACGGAUGCAGCGACCUUAAAAUUAAGACAGAGAUGCGUUUUAAUGCCUCUGUGAUAAAAGCCUGCUGCUUGAUGUCUGUAAUGUGAAACAACCUGGAUUUAUGUUUAUGGUUUGUUUAGAUGACUAUAGGUAUGAACAAAUUAAUUUGCAAAUGUUUGCUUUUUUCGGGUAAAUUGACUGUCGAUGUAUUAAUAGAAUUUGCGCAGCAUCACGAGGAAUGUUUGCGUUAGGUGCCUUCACGAAGCGCAGUGAGAGCUACGGCACGCGGUGAUAAUGUAGCUUAGUUGAAGCAGCUCAACAGUAGGCUUGGUGUCUCGGCGACACUAAAGUUUAAAAAAUGUAUUCAAUUUUACGCGGAAAAUUGUGUAAACCAAAUGGCGGAAGGGGAUUCGUUUUCCUUUGAAUUCUUCUGGGAUCGAGACAUUCUUCGGCGCGAGUAAAGUGCCCCCUAAAAGUCCCAAAUGAAGGUUACGAAACGAAGACGGAAAGGAAUGCCGACUUCUCAUAGUCUCUGUGCCAGGUAAAUCACUAGCCUACAGCAUUCUGAACCGCUUAGAAAAUCCACGGUUUUGCAGUUGCCGUGUGGACCCAAUUGCGUAUGAAAUGCAUGUUUAUUAGAUUUUAUCAACAGACUUUUGAAUUGGAUAGCGGGGAAAUUUAUUGUGUGGACAUGGUGGUGUCAGUCAGCAUAUAAUAGCUCCACCUAGAAACUGGUUUUGACCAAGAUUUGUGCUAUGUUUUACAGGUGAUCUAGAUGGAUGUAUUACAUAUGCUAAAUGAGAUUUGAAUUGGUAUAAUAAUCAGAUGUUUUUAAGAACCACUGCAUAGAUAAUAUUUAGAUUGCAGUCUUUGUGGAAUUAUUUUCAAUGGAAAAAAAGGACUCAUGUCAAAUCACUGCUGUUAUCAGGAAUAGGCCUGCAUUGUGUGUAUUGUGACAACAGUAUAAGUAAACAACAACAUAUUUUUGGUGAGGUAAUCUCCCAUUUUCCCACCUCUACAGAUUAAACGUUUAAAUUGUUUUAAGGCUUAAGUUUACUUUCUAGGUAUGCAUAGCGGAGGGCACCGGUUUUAUAAUUAUUUUAUAAUAACCCUUUCUAUUUCAAAUUCUGUUAAUACAAAAUUUGAACACUGUGCUUUUAAUUAUUAUGAAAAAGCAAUGUUUCACAUUCAAGAUGAGAAUUUGCAUUACUUAAGCACAUAAUAUGAAAUCCAGUAGCUUUGGUGAGCCUUGAUUUAUAAGCAAAUUACAAGUUUAUACCUCAUUAUUCCACUGUGUGUAAUUUUAUUUAGUACUUGGAACAGAAAGCAGAACACAUUUUGCAUGUGUUUAGUUAUGUGGUACAGGAAACUGAAAUUAAGCUAUAUUGACUGGAUGUGAAGAUCUAGUUUAUCUUAAAGAUAAUACGUAUUGCAAUUUAACUCUUAUGUAAAAUUAAUAGCCAAAUUCUAAUUUCUAAAUUGCCAAAUUAUUCAAUAUAUUAACACAGUUCUCCCACUGUUAACCUAUUUUAUUCAAGCUGUAAUUAUGUGUUCUGCAUUUUUGCUUGAGGAAUUAUAUCCUUUAUGGGGAUAUGACAAGGUCACUGCCACCAGUGUUUGCCUUGAUGAUCAUAUUUGUGUUGUCUGUUUCUUCUGGACGAGCUGUCUAAAGGAAGAAGUCAUUAUCUCAGUUCUACUCCUUAUCUUUGUUUACUACUCACUGCUGUUUACUACUAACACCAGUGUGGAUUAUUUCCACAUGUUUAAAUCUAUUAAAUGGAAAUGGAAACCUUUAUUUCCUGUAUUUUCUGAAUUGAACACUUUCAUUUGUGUUCUGUCAAUGGAACACUUUAUUUCCUGUGUUCUGUGAAUGGAACACUUUCAUUUGUGUUCUGUGAACGGAACACUUUUUUCCUGUGUUUUGUGAAUGGAACACUUUUUUCCUGUGUUCUGUGAAUGGAAUACUUUAUUUCCUGGGUUCUGUGAAUGGAAUGCUUUAUUUCCUGUGUUCUGUGAACAGAACACUUUUUUCCUGUGUUCUGUGAUUGGAGCACUUUAUUUCCUGUGUUCUGUGAAUGGAACACUUUAUUUCCUGUGUUCUGUGAAUGGAACACUUUAUUUCCUGUGUUCUGUGAAUGGAACGCUUUAUUUGCUGUGUUCUGUGAAUGGAACACUAUUUCCUGUGUUCUGUGAAUGGAACGCUUUAUUUGCUGUGUUCUGUGAAUGGAACAUUUUAUUUCCUGUGUUCUAUGCAGAACUCCUGUGCACAUGUUUAGCCUCAUUCAGGUAAUAACAGUGCUUAAUUGCUAUGUAGCUAAGUAAGAGGGCAUGAUUGAAGUAGUUCUGCUGUGGGUUUAUUUCAGCAUGAUCUAUUAACAUCUUUUUGAAAGCUGUAGUCUGGAGUGCCAAAGUCAGCAGACCGCGGACAUCUACACCCACAAAUCAGCAGUGCGGUUCACACGUGAACGCGGCUGAGGUUGCAGAUAAUUGGACGUUCCAAAUUAGGGUGGUAGUUGGCCAUUUUUAGCUCCUCAUUGGGUCCCAAAUUCAUUUAAUAAGAAUAAAUAAAGGUGAGGUUGGACAGAGCAAUAAGGAAUUUAUUUUAUUUUAUUUAGCCUUUGUUUAACCAGGUAGUGUGCGUUGACUUCACUGAAGCAAAGAUCAGAACAAUCUUGUGUGAAACAGGAAUUAUAAGAGGUUAAAAGCAAGAGCAUACUUCCAAUACCGUGCCAUGAAUUACACAUUUAAAAUGAACUAUUGAAAUGAGGAAGUCCAGUGUCAGGUGUUUUUCUAGAGUGUUCCAGUUGUAUGGAGCUCAAUGGUUGAAAGCCAUCUUUCUAGAUUCACUAGAGGAUUGGGGACUUUAACUGUCACAGGAGUGCAGGUGAUUCUUAAUGAACUGCUUUAUGACAUCCUGUACUUACGCCUGUAGCUUUGGAAGCCUGUUUGUGCAGGCCGACAGGGUAGUGUCGGUUCUCACCAAAGAAGCAUUGCCUUGGAUGCACUGCCCCGCAUUACCUUCCUUAUGUGAUGUUUAUCUCUGAUCAAGCCCACCUCUACUCAGUGUGAUUCUGCCUGUCCUAUAGCUGGAGGUUUAUAACAUGAGCAACACUGCUGUGAUGUCACUGUCAACUGUGAUGUCACUGUCGACCGUGACUCUCUUUUAUGUCUUGACUUUGUAGGAUGACAGAGGAGGGUUUUGGUGUCGACUAAAUUGGGGGAACCCUAGGAUUUUAUCAAAGACGUAAGGUUUUUGAAGAGAUUUUUUAAUAUGGUGAGAGGUUUACGUGUUCUUCUGUCCCUGGGAAUGUGGCUGCACUUCACCUCAAAAUGGCUGCCGCAGCUUCCCGGCCCGGGUUCAGAUUCUCUUGUUGCUGUUUUACUGGUACAGGAAGCGGAAUGCUACACCCCUCGCUUCUGCAGAGCAGAUCCCCUCACUUGAGUAAAACGCGUGGGAGGAGGUGGGCAGGGAGGACAUUUCCAUACCUGUAAUUACCCAUGAGUCUGUGCUGCUGAAAUGACUAAAGCAUCUGGGAAGUGUCACUGAGCACAACGUUAAAGAGCUGCUGUGUUCUCACUUAAACACAGUUUCAUAUUUAUACAUUAGUGUUUGUUUUGUUAUAUAAGCUAUCCAUUUGAAAGCUGUAGCUGGUAAUGCAGAAAAGGGAUUAAAGUGGGUUCGUAACGCUGAAUGUGCAAUAAGCUCGGGGUGUUCGGGCUGAACGCUGAGGCUCCUGCUAUGUUUCCUGCUCAGUGUUCACACUGGCAUCUGAUUGGUGCUCAGAUGAUGCUCAUCUACAGAUGUUCUGAUGCUCUGGUGAAAGACUCAGAAACUCAUGGGAAUUACAGGACAAGGAAAUGAGCAGAUUUCUGCUGUGUUAAAGCACACUCUUGCAUUGUGGAUGGACAAUGUUUCUGCUUGGUCUUGCUUCUCUCUCCCCCUUAUCUAUCUGUCUGUCUCCUGUCUUUUUUUAUCUCUCUUUCUCUCUCUCUCUUCUUCAAUGGAUCAGUGCAUAUGUUGUUGCUACAGACACACAGACGCAGUGUGACACAGAGAGAUAAUUAAUGCACAGUGAGAUGCACAGGGCCACAGGCAUGGUUUGUAUUCAGGACUGUAGUUCCUGGUCUGUGCUGUGCAUGGAUUCUCCUGCUGGACCUGGCCACUGCAUGCAGAAUGCCAUCCGUAUUAACAUGUCCUCCAUCCCUCAAACAUUCAGCCUGAUAACCUGAGACUGCCCCGUGUAAUAACCUCUCUAUCUGAGACUGCCCCAUGUAAUCUUAACCUCUCUAUCUGAGACUGCCCCAUGUAAUCUUAACCUCUCUAUCUGAGACUGCCGGUGUAAUCCUAACCUCUCUGUUUAGCUCUAUUUCAGACAAAACAGUCACAAACAUGUACAUGGUAAACGGCUUUGAUUUGCAAACACGUUGGGAGUUUGUCUUUCAGUGAGACUUCUGUUGAAAAAGGCCUUCAGGGAAGUAUUUUAUUCAGCGCUACGGAGUGAAACUGUCAGUUUCUUCACUGUCUGGACUCACGGAUCUGCUGCAAAUGAGUGAUUUUGUUUUCAACAUGAGCACUUGUGGUUUGGGUGUGUUUACCAAAUAACCACUGAAAUAAGCAGGUGAAGAAAUGUGAAUGAUCAACAGAAAAUAUUUAUGAAACAAGAAGAAUCAUUUUCGUUUAUAGUUUUCCAAGUUUUGGCAUGACUGAACUUUGUGAAAAUAGUUUCAUCUGAAUACCUAGCUGGCGUUAUACCGACUGUUCACCACAAAGACAUUCCCUGGGAGGUGAAGUCCAGGCUCAAAUGAUCUAAGCUUAGCAUGAAUAGAAAAGGAUGUGAUAAGGCUUGUCUGCUGUUGGUGAAGUUUUAUUUUCAUUGUAGUUUAUAUUAGUAGAUUUAGUAGGUUGGAGUAUCAGUACAGUAUUUUGGUGACUGAAUCUGGAAUUGACCACCUUUCUGAACCUAUAGUCAGUGCUUACUGUCGCUCUGGAUAAGAGCGUCUGCCAAAUGCCUGUAAUGUAAUGUAAUGUAAUAUACUGUACUGCUGAAGUUUCAGAUAGUCUGAUUUUAUUAGCCUACGGUGUGUUUCUGAUGCCCUGCUGGUUUAUGGGGACUGAGGUGUGUUUCUGAUGCCCUGCUGGUUUAUGGGGACUGAGGUGUGUUUCUGAUGCCCUGCAGAUAAAUGGCAGCUUUAAGCUGGGAGCAGCACGAGUCCUGUCGGCCUGGCAGGUGCAGUGCCUAGCUCCAGUGCUGCAGGACCAAGCUAAUAUGAAUGGGACUGGAGAGCAGGUGGACAUUCUGCCGCCCAACUGCAUGGUCAAAGACCGAUGGAAAGUGCUGAAGAAAAUCGGAGGUGGCGGUUUUGGGGAGAUCUACGAGGCGCUGGACCUUCUGACGCGGGAGAACGUGGCGCUGAAGGUGGAGUCGGCCCAGCAGCCCAAACAGGUCCUCAAGAUGGAGGUGGCAGUGCUGAAAAAACUACAGGGUAAAAAUCAUGUUUGUAAGUUUAUUGGCUGUGGAAGGAAUGAGAAGUUUAACUAUGUGGUGAUGCAGCUUCAGGGCAGGAACCUUGCGGAUCUGAGGAGGAGUCAGCCGAGAGGAACCUUCUCCAUGAGCACCACCCUGCGCCUGGGGAAGCAGAUCCUGGAGUCCAUCGAGGCGAUUCACUCCGUGGGCUUCCUCCACCGAGACAUCAAACCGUCAAAUUUUGCUAUGGGGAGGCUCCCCUCCACGUACAGGAAAUGCUACAUGUUAGACUUUGGCCUCGCGCGGCAGUACACCAACACCAAUGGAGAAGUCAGAUUGCCUCGAUCUGUGGCAGGGUUUCGGGGAACCGUCCGCUACGCCUCAGUCAAUGCUCAUAAAAACAAAGAAAUGGGUCGGCAUGAUGACUUAUGGUCCUUAUUUUACAUGCUGGUAGAGUUUGCGGUUGGCCAGUUACCAUGGCGAAAAAUAAAGGACAAGGAGCAAGUGGGCCUGAUUAAAGAGAGAUAUGACCAUAAGAUGCUGCUCAAACACAUGCCCUCCGAGUUCCACGUCUUCCUGGACCAUGUCUUAUCCCUGGAUUACUACACCAAGCCUGACUACCAGCUCCUCAUGUCCGUGUUCGAGAACAGCAUGAAGGAGCGCAUCAUCGCAGAGAAUGAGCCCUUCGACUGGGAGAAGGCCGGGACCGACGUCCUGCUGUCCACCAGUGCGUCCACCCCACAGCAGCACACCAGACAGACGGCAGCCAUGGUGGGGGUGGUGAACGUGACUCCCAUGCCUGGGGAUCUCCAAAGGGAGAACACCGAUGACGUUCUCCAGGACGAACACCUGAGCGACCAGGAGAACGCCCCGCCACCUGUCCCCAGUCGCCAUGGAGAUGCCAGCCAGCCUCUGCCUGAGGGAGAGGCCUGGGAGGAAACUGACUUCAACCGCAACAAACUCAGAAUCAGCCUGAGCAAGAUGCAGUGUGGGAUGGAGGAGGACCCCAGCAGAGGGCUCUGUCCUGGGGCCCCAGACUCCCCAAACAUGCAGGUGCGCUCACUGCGGUACCGGCGGGUCAACAGCCCCGAAUCGGACCGGCUCUCUGCUGCCGAGGGGCGCGGGGACAUCUACGGCCAACGGUCCCGUAUGGACAUCCUGGGCUCUCCCUCCAGGCAGGUGUACUCGUCCCAGCCGGCGCAGAUGCUGUCGGUGGAGAUGGCGCAGGGGGACCGGCAGGCCAGCGGCCGGCAGGACGUGUCGGCGGCGGACCAGGAGGCCCACAGCAAUGCCUUCAUCAAGUCCGUCCCGCUGGCCGAGGAGGAGGACUUUGACAGCAAGGAGUGGGUCAUCAUUGACAAGGAGACCGAGCUGAAGGACUUCCACCCGGGGGCAGAGCCCACCACCUCAGGCACCACGGACGAGGAGCCGGAGGAGCUGCGGCCAAUCCAGGAGCAGGAGGAGCGGCGGAGGGGCGGGGCCGAGCCCGGAGCACGCCCCAAAAUGCAGGACGGGCGUGGCCGCGCCAUGCUGACUGUCACCGAGGAGGAAUCGUCCCGCAGGACUGGCCCCGCCCCCAGCCCCGCCCAGUCGCCCUGCCACUCGCUGCCUUCCACCCGCCCCAAGAGGAGGGAAUCUGAUCCCUACGGCCCACAGGGACAGUUGGAGGACAGGCAGGCCCCGCCUCACCCCCGGCCCAACCAGCUGAGGCGCCUGGCGUCCUACGUCUUCUCCUCGUCCACCCUGGAGACGGAGCAGUACCCCCACCCGGGGGGGUCGCUGAUCCAGCGCAGCCGCUCGGCGGAGAGCAGCCCCGCCCGCGGCCCCGCCCGCCGCCACCUGCCGCUGGCGCCCGGCAGCCCCCGGCCGCGGCACUCGGUGCUCGGCGUGUCGCGGCUGCAGAUCCAGCAGAUGCUGGCCAAGCUGAUGAACAAGACGCUGCAGGAACCAGGUGCCAAUCAGACAGUGGUGGGAGGAGCUAGCAAGGUGUAGGCCCAAUUGGGUGUCAGCAGGGCGGCAGAGGUUCACUCUGAAAGAGUGAAGAGUCCCAGCCAAUGGCAUGGCAGUGAGAGAAGUCCCAGCCAAUGGCAAGGCAGCGCUGAGAGACAUUCCUCCGCUCACGCUGUGUUAUUUCUGAAGGAGAAGCAAGCUGUACGGAGAGAGAUGGUUGUGUGUGCCCGGGACUGUUAGACCACAGGCAGAGAUGUACUGUCCCAGUAUGGGGAAGUAUACUCAUCCAAAAUAGGAGGAAACCCAUUUAAUUUCACAUAUCCUUCAAAAAUGUACUAAAUAUUGUCACUUUCAUUUAUGCACUUUAAUGCAUAUAUGCAAUUUAAUGCACAGACUGUAAGUAAAUUUAACAAUAUAUACUGUAUGCAUAUCACUGCAAACAUGAAAGUGUCAGUAAUUUUUUUAUAUAUGUAAGGAGCAUAUUUUUGAACACAGUUAAGUCAAGUUAAUUCUGUAUUCCUUACCAUUUGCGCUUUUUGUUGUUGCAAGGUGGAAACUGGCAGACAUGUUAUUCCUCACACUGAUCUAUACCCACACCAUGCUAUACCCACACUAAUCUUUACCCACACCAUUCUAUACCCACACUAGUCUUUACCCACUCCAUUCUAUACCCACACUGAUCUAUACCCACACUGAUCUAUACCCACACCAUGCUAUACCCACUCUGAUAUUUACCCUCACCAUGCUAUACCCACACUGAUCUAUACCCACACCAUGCUAUACCCACUCUGAUAUUUACCCUCACCAUGCUAUACCCACACUAGUCUUUACCCACACCAUUCUAUACCCACACUGAUCUAUGCCCACACCAUGCUAUACCCACACUGAUCUUUACCCUCACCAUGCUAUACCCACACUGAUCUAUACCCACACCAUGCUAUACCCACACUGAUCUUUACCCUCACCAUGCUAUACCCACACUGAUCUAUACCCACACCAUUCUAUACCCACACUGAUAUUUACCCUCACCAUGCUAUACCCACACUAGUCUUUACCCACACCAUUCUAUACCCACACUGAUCUAUGCCCACACCAUGCUAUACCCACACUGAUAUUUACCCACACCAUUUUAUGCCCACACUAGUCUUUACCCACUCCAUUCUAUACCCACACUGAUCUAUGCCCACACCAUGCUAUACCCACACUGAUCUUUACCCUCACCAUGCUAUACCCACACUGAUCUAUACCCACACCAUGCUAUACCCACACUGAUCUUUACCCUCACCAUGCUAUACCCACACUGAUCUAUACCCACACCAUGCUAUACCCACACUGAUCUUUAC